AUGGUGGCAUGGGACAUUGAGGCCCAUCUACGGCUGGCCAACCAGCUGAACAUCACCAAGUCAUAUCUAUCCAUCUCAUCGCCAGGAGUUCACCUCGUGCCAAAGGACAACGAGCUUGCUCGAAAAUUGUGUCGAGAGUGUAAUAAAGAGGGUGCCGAUGCGAAGAGACGUUUUCCCAAUCGAUUUGGGUUCUGGGCAUCGCUCCCAAUACCCGACGUGAAUGGCAGCCUUGACGAACUCACGUACGCCUUUGACGAGUUGCAAGCGGACGGGGUUGCGGUUAUGACCAAUAGUCACGGAUACUAUCUAGGUCACCACGACUUCGAACCGGUGUGGGCCGAGCUUGAUCGUCGACACGCUAUCGCCUUUGUGCACCCGACGACCGGCUGUGCUCGAGAAUAUACGGCCGAUGGCUCAGUACAAAGUCGGAAGGCCAUGCCACUUUCACAAUUCCCAAGCCCUAUCUUUGAGUUCUUCUUCGACACUGCCAGAGCAGUGAUAAACUUAUUCUACUCGGGGACGGUUACUCACUAUCCGAAUAUUACCUAUAUCAUCCCCCACGCCGGGGGUUGCCUACCACCCUUGAUAGAAAGAUUCUUAGUCUCCGCCCGUGCGAUGAAAAUAUCGGUCGAUAGCGCGAUCGCUCCAGACUCUGUCAAGGUGAAAUUGAAGUCAAAUUUCUACUUCGGCAUGGCAGGGACUGUUUGGCUCGAUCAACUACCGAAUCUUCUUUCCUUCAUCGACAAGAAACAAGCGCUCUAUGGAAGCGACUAUCCUUUUACUUCAGCAGAGCAUGUCAAGAUACUGGCGGAAAAUAUGGAACGGUUCCUGCCGGGCGUCUUCACAACUGUGGACGAGAGGGAAAUGGCUUACAAAAAGAACGCCGAGAGACUUAUUUCCUGUGACAAGCCUGAGGCUGCUCGUGGUGCUACAGCUUCUAACAUCUGA
This is a messenger RNA of Cladophialophora bantiana CBS 173.52, 948 nucleotides long. RefSeq lists its product as uncharacterized. The record is from RefSeq and is a predicted model, not a curated record. The transcript is spliced from 2 exons. The coding region runs from base 1 to 948 and encodes 315 amino acids. Gene Ontology annotation, molecular function: hydrolase activity; carboxy-lyase activity. Lineage: Eukaryota; Fungi; Ascomycota; Eurotiomycetes; Chaetothyriales; Herpotrichiellaceae. Gene Ontology annotation, cellular component: cytosol; cytoplasm. Gene Ontology annotation, biological process: secondary metabolic process.